CAAUAGCUGAACUCCGCGCCCGCUGUGACCCGCCCACAACACGUCUUCGGUUACCUGGCAAUGUGCUCGGCCUUACUACGUUACAGAACGGACGCGCGGUAUGGGCGAGCGUGACGGGAGGAGCGAUUUGCGCGUCGUUGCCGGCUCUCCGAGUGCUACGAAUAGUCCUUGCGAAGCCUGGGAAUGGGUCACCCCACUAUAUGCAACCACAUGUAACUGGGGAGUAUUUUGGCAGCCCGUGCGGCGGCAGCUCGCCCACGGCUUGCGUGUGGGGCCCAGCCGGCGGCGUGGCCAGGCUGAGCGGCGACGCGCCGGCGCUGGCGCUCCUACUGCGUUGCUGUGCGCUACCUGAGGCUUUGCUGUUGACAGAAGACAAGCUGCAAGUAUGGCAGUGCACGGCGCCGCGAGCGCCUCGGCCCGACGAUGACGACGGCGACAACGCAAGUGACUACAGUGACAAUAACUACGACUGUAGCAGUAACAACAGCAGCGAUAGGGACUGGAGGCCCGGCGAUCCUGACUUUUCUUCUUUCUCCUCGCCACUUCCCGUUACGCGGGGUCGGCUUUCUUAAUCUUGAGGCGCUACUUGCUCCGCUGAUAAGCGUCGUCGAAAGUUAGACCGAGCUCCUUCAUG
Messenger RNA from Cydia strobilella, 634 nucleotides. RefSeq lists its product as uncharacterized. Lineage: Eukaryota; Metazoa; Arthropoda; Insecta; Lepidoptera; Tortricidae. The record is from RefSeq and is a predicted model, not a curated record. The transcript has 4 exons. Bases 201 to 572 code for a protein of 123 amino acids.